This is a messenger RNA of Adineta ricciae, 627 nucleotides long. Lineage: Eukaryota; Metazoa; Rotifera; Eurotatoria; Adinetida; Adinetidae. The record is from the annotation of a GenBank genome assembly.
AUGGUAUUUCAAUGGUUUCUAAUUUUCUCGCUGAUAGAACAUGCUUAUGCUAAACCAACUGCCGCAAAUGUCCCGUUAUUCGAAACGAAAAAUACUCAUGACGAUGUGUACGAGAACGUUUACUUUAGUGUUUCGAUGAAGAAACCUGCUGAAUGGUACACAAUGACUUUGAAAGAACUUCAUCUUUUUAUUCCAAACGGUACUGCUGCGUUUAAAUCUCAUCGUAUUGUUCCGUUAUUUGGCUUUUCGGCAUAUCGGAUGGGUUCAAGACCUGAUCGUAUCAAUGCGAAUAUCAUUGGAUUCGUUGAACGCAUAGCAAAAAGGACGAAAUUUCACGAUGAUUGCGAUUUCUUCAAAGACAAUGAAAAUGCCUUUCCGAAGAUGUUCACUUUGGAGAAUAUGUCUGAAUGUUAUCCUUAUGAGAUUAAUGGAGUGAAAUAUGCCCGGAAGGAUCUUAAAGUGAAAUUUCUCGACGUAUCUAUUCUUGAACAAAUUCGAUUCUUUCGAAGUACUAAAAGUGGUUAUUUAUUUGCCUUCACGCUGACAUUCGGUGAAUCCGAUGAUAUAAAUCAACUCAUGCAUGCCAUGUAUACGAUUCAAUUUUCAAAUAAAUCGUACAUUUUGUGA